UCCCCGGGGUGUAGUCAGAUCCAUGGUUGAACCGGGUUGAACACAUGAACACACGCAUCAGUCCAGUCCCCGCUGAAGUUACCAUAGGCAACAACGGGACAGCGCCUCUUCAGUAAAGCAGAGCAACGCUGUGGAUCACCAGUGUUUUGGAGAGAAGUGCCAAUUUCCUCAAUAUGGGACAAAGAUGAUCAGCAUUUUACUUCCCUAAAGUGCCACAAUGCUGCCAGGCGUUGGUGUUUUUGGCACUGGGGCCACAGCCAGAGUGCUUGUUCCUUUGUUGAAAUCUGAGGGGUUUGAGGUCCAUGCUCUCUGGGGACGAAGUGAAGAGGAAGCAAGCUGCUUGGCAAAAGAGCUUGACAUUCCAUUUCACACAAGCCGAUCUGAUGAUGUUUUGCUGCAUCAAGAGGUUGACCUUGUUUGUAUCUAUAUUCCACCUUCAAUGACAAGACAGAUUGCAGUCAAAGCGCUAGGUAUUGGAAAAAAUGUGGUCUGUGAGAAGGCUGCAACUGCUGUGGACUCAUUCAAGAUGGUGGCUGCUGCCCGGUAUUAUCCUCAGCUGCUCAGCAUAAUGGGGAAUUCAUUGCGUUUCCUCCCAACAUUUGUUGCAAUGCAAAAGUUGCUGGUUGAGGGAUAUGUGGGAGAGCUGCAGGUGUGUGACAUCCGAGUGUAUGGACCCAGUCUUUUGGAUGAGGCAUAUGGCUGGACAUGUGAAGAGCUAAUGGGAGGAGGUGGUCUACACACCAUUGGGUCAACAAUAAUUGAUCUUGUAAGUUUUUUAACUAGGGCCAGAGCUCACCGUGUGCAUGGCCUUCUAAGGACUUUUGUUCAACAGAACAAUUCUAUUAGAGGUAUUCGUCGAGUCACUAGCGAUGACUUUUGCUUUUUCCAAAUGUUGAUGAGUGGAAAAGGGUCCUGCUCAAGUGGAGUAUGUUGCACUGUAACAUUAAAUUUUAAUAUGCCAGGGUCAUUUGUGCAUGAGGUCAUGGUAGUGGGAUCGGCUGGGAGGUUAAUUGCAAGAGGAACAGAGCUUUAUGGUCAGCGAAAUGGAAGUAAAAAAGAGGAGCUUUUGCUUGGUGACAAUGGUUGGAGUGGGCCAGAGGUGAAAGCGAUGUCCUUGCCUCAGAUCCAGGGUUUGAGCUCAAUGGUAAAGGCCCUAAGACAGUCCUUUCAGGCCCACGAGGAACGCAGGUCGUGGGCUCGUGGACCUGUGGCCAUGGCGCCAACAUUUGAGGAUGGGCUGUAUGUGCAGACAGUGGUGGAAGCAAUAAAGCGGUCGAGCACCAGCGGUGAAUGGGAGUGUGUAGAGAUCAUGAGGGAAGAACCAGACCCCAACCACAACCUGUGUGAAGCUCUGCAGAGAAAUAAGAUGUAGAUUACUACUUCAGUGUCUAUUACACUGGUCUUGGCCUAGAAUGUAGUUUUAUUUUAAAUCAGCUGCUUAGCAAAGGUAGUUUACACACAAAUACUUUAUCAAUUACUUUUUUUUAUUCUAAAGCUUUAGACGUUGGAGCCAGUAUACUAUCGAUUAACUGAUAGUUUGUAGGCAUACACUACAUAUUUGUAACAAUGCCUCAAUUCUCUUGUCGUUCAAGUUCAAUUUAACAAUCCUGAAAGAAAUUAAAUUUCAUUAAUUUUUAAAAUCAAACAAUCUCACAAGGAAUUGAAGUACUGGUACAGAUUGUUAUUUGAGGACUGUGGUCAUACAAGUAACUCAUCUGGUGUCCAAUAACUUCUCAACGAAUUUGUAUUUUAAUAAAAAGAUAAUUGGUUUUACUUUGUAUCAACUUGAUAACGAUUCUGUUGACAAUUCCAAGGAUUUUUGCAAAUAAGCUGAGGAAAAGAAAAAUGAGUAAAGAGCCAAUUUACAUAUCAUUUUAUUUGCCUUGUUUAGGUUUACCUGGGCUGUGAUAUUUUUUUUUUUUUAAUAUAUAUUUACAUUUAGUGAGCACAUUGGUAAUUCCGUUAUGUUUUCAAAUUCUAUGUGUUUUUAAAAAUAAUUUAUAUUUCAUGUUAUUUAUGUUUUCUAAGCUAUUUUAUUGACUAAACCUUGGGAGAAAAGUACAACCACUGGAUUGUACCUGCCAAUGUGUUCUAUUGUGCUCACAUACAAAAUUAAGCAGUUUGCCCUGAUUCUGCAUGGAUGGUUCUGGAUCUGUGUUGCUUCUACAGUUUGAACAUGCACACUUACCUCAUUCAUAGUAGUGCUUUACAAAACUUACCUUUUAGCCACCAUUAAACUUCUGCAGGGUGCUUGUAUAUCUAUCUUGAAAGUAAAUCUAACACAUACUGUAUAUUUGUUUGCACUGAUGCACAUUUUAAUAAAAGUGCAGCACCGAACAGCUCACUGCUAAAUUACUAUAUUUGUAUUUAUUUGUUAUGGUGAACAGAAAGUUUUAUUGAUUUGAUGCAAGCUUGAGCAAGUGGUGCUAUUUCUUGUGUUGUAAUUGAAAUUCUAGCUUUUGCUGUAUUAUGUUGUGUAAACAUUAUUUUAAUAAAUUCACUUGACUAGU
Molecule: messenger RNA, 2510 nt
Organism: Periophthalmus magnuspinnatus
Lineage: Eukaryota; Metazoa; Chordata; Actinopteri; Gobiiformes; Gobiidae
Gene: gfod2
Product: glucose-fructose oxidoreductase domain containing 2
Exons: 3
Coding region: 218-1372 (384 amino acids)
Molecular function (GO): nucleotide binding
Source: RefSeq, a predicted model, not a curated record